Arabis nemorensis is the source of this 612-nucleotide messenger RNA. Lineage: Eukaryota; Viridiplantae; Streptophyta; Magnoliopsida; Brassicales; Brassicaceae. The record is from the annotation of a GenBank genome assembly.
AUGGAAAGGGGGAAAUUGAGGAAGUUGAAAUCAGUGUUCGAUUAUUCUCCCACAAGGGUUAAUGAUCAGUAUCUCACCAAUGUUCUCCUAAAGAUAAAUGCCAAGCUUGGUGGAUUGAAUUCUUUACUAGCUAUGGAGCGCUCACCAGCAAUYCCUUUAGUAACACAAGUUCCUUCSAUCAUUGUUGGGAUGGAUGUAUCCCAUGGUUCCCCGGGCCACUCUGAUAUACCAUCAAUUGCUGCGGCAUGGCCACUUAUCUCAAAAUAUAGGGCGUGUGUGCGUACACAAUCACGCAAAGUGGAAAUGAUUGAUAAUCUCUUUAAACCCGUCUCUUCUGACAAAGAUGAAGGAAUGUUCAGGGAGCUUUUGGUCGACUUUUACUCAAGUUCAGUGAAGAGAAAACCAGAUCACAUCAUCGUUUUCAGGGAUGGUGUGAGUGAGUCUCAGUUCAAUCAAGUUCUCAAUAUUGAGUUGGAUCAGAUGAAGGAGGCAUGCAAGUUUCUUGACUCGAAAUGGGACCCUAAGUUUAUAGUGAUCGUUGCUCAGAAGAACCACCACACCAAGUUCUUCCAGARUGGAGGCCCUGAUAAUGUUCCUCCAGUGUUAGCUUAA